Molecule: messenger RNA, 5577 nt
Organism: Trichosporon asahii var. asahii CBS 2479
Lineage: Eukaryota; Fungi; Basidiomycota; Tremellomycetes; Trichosporonales; Trichosporonaceae
Exons: 3
Coding region: 1-5577 (1858 amino acids)
Biological process (GO): DNA recombination; DNA integration
Molecular function (GO): DNA binding
Source: RefSeq, a predicted model, not a curated record
AUGGCUCAACCAGGACAGGACAUCUUCCAACUCCGCCCCGACGCGAACCGCGAGCGCAUACGCCAACUCGAGGAGAUUCGCGCCCGCCGUCGCGAGGCCGAGGAACGGCAUGAGACCGCCAUCGCCGCCUCCGACCGCGAUGCGGAGCUGCUGGCCCAGACCGACAUCGACCUUGUCGACCAGGAGGAACAGGCGUUGAUCCGCGAGAUCCAGAACGCUGGAGGCCAAGUCCCCCCCCGCCCCAACGUUCCUCCCAACCCGCCGCCCAACGUUCCUCCCAUCCCGCCGCCCGGUCCCAUUCCCCCCAUUCCGCCCCCAGGCGGCCCGCCGAGGGGCGAUGACGACCAGGCGUACCAGUUCCUGUACGAGAAUCAGGUGAACACGCAGCGCUCCGUUACCGCCCUCUCGACACAGUUUCAGGCCUUCAUCACUGAGUUCCGACAGGGACAGAAGCGCCCUCGAGAUGAAGGUGAGUUCGACGACGCCCUCCCCUCCAUCCAAGCCCAAUUCGCAUACCUGGACGAGAAGCACCUCGACGCCGCGCUGGCAGGAAAGCUUGCCCCCGAUCUGCUCGUCCAUCUGGUCGCACCGACGCACUCAUUCUACAAGGAGGUGCCUGACGACAAUACCGUCGCGAUUCUCGCAGAUGGCGCAGAUUCACUCCGCACGGUCCGCCCCAAGAAAUCUGAGCCUGACGUGGUCAAACGGAUUAUGGCGUCCAUCCCAGCCUUCUCUGUCUUCGCAGUCGCGUGGGGCAACCUGACUUCCAUCAUGUGCCAUGGCCUCACCGACGACCCCGCACGGGCCGUCCGCCUCCAGCGCGCCAUGCACACGUACUGCGAGUGGCUAGGCGACUGCUCGGCCACCUUCACUUGGGAGUCCGUGGUCCGCUACCACGUCCGCUUCACCACGCCCCUCUUCGCGGUUGGCGCCUCCCGGCCCGAAGUCUGGGUGACAGAGGGCAACCCCCGCCUCCUCACGGGGCUCGAGCGCCGCAGCGCUGCGACGCCCCGCGCCCGCACCAAGACCUCCACCGCCCGCGCUGCCGCCGCGACGACAAAGGACAAGGCACCCGUCGGCUGCCUCAGGUGGAACUGGGGCGAGUGCAAAGCAGUCAAGUGCAACUACGCGCAUGAAGCCUAUGGGACGAUGGCACAGCCUCACACAGCCAAGCGUGUGCGCUUCUCGCCCGCGACACCCGCCGCUGUCGUCCCCACCUCGCCGGCCCGGACAUACACAGCCCGGGACAGCCCGGCGGCCUCUCUUCAUAGCUCCCGGUCUCGUGCGAUGCAUUCCCCGCCUCCUGCUCCAUCGCCCACCAAUGCUACACCGGGAGCUAAGAGGGUCCCGUUUUCGCUGGCCGCUCGCCUCGUGCCUCAGCCGGUGGCGCCGCUGCGCUCGAGGCUUCAGCCCCCGCCGCCGGGCCCGACGUUGUCGGAGCGCAUUGCGCACGGACCGCCGUCCUCGGGGUCGACAGCUCCCACGCCUUCUGCGCGUAGUAGUGUGCUGGCGCCUCUGCCCCCCGUGUCCCCGGUCUCUGCCCGGGUGCCCCGGGUGUCAAGCCCAGCCACACCUACUGCCUCGUUAGGUGUGUCAGCGCCUGUCGCACCCUCACCUGCUCCGCUUGAGCUCGAGGACCGCAGUUCCCCCGCCCCUGUGCCCGACACCGUGUCGCCGUUCUGGGACCCGGCCGCCCUGCCUAUCUCCCUCUCCUCAGACGACGAAUACGAGGACGUGGGCGAACCCGCCUCGGACUCCUCCGAUGAGGUCAUCCUGCUGAGCGGCCCGCCAACCCCCAGGGGCCCGCCCUCCGCCGCGGGAUCGUCCGACGGCGACGACGAGGCCACCCCCGCAGCCAGCCUGCUCGUCGGCGGCACGGCGGGCAAGGUCAUCACGCUUCGCGGUGCGCAGCCUGCGCCGCCCGUUCCCGGACCCCCCUUCUCCUGUCCUCGAUGCUCGAAGUCCUGCCAAUCCCGUGCUGGCUACCUGUCGCACUACCAAAAGCACCUCGACCCCCUCGUCGAGUGCUCCAAUUGCGGCAAGAAAGGCUGGCACACCGGCAGCAUGAUUCGCCACUGCCGCACGUGUUUCCGCCAGUCCCUCCCGCCGGAUGGGGACGAGCCGGGCCCGGCGGAGGGCGAGGCGCAGACCGGUGCGCUCAUCGACGAACAGAUCAUCAGCUUGGGACCCCCUCGACCCGCUCCACGGACCCGCGGUCCCCCGUUCGAGUGCCCACAUGAUGGGUGCACGCGCACGCUCCAGACCAAGGAGGGCUUCCGACUGCACUGGCAGACGCACGGUGCUCCGCUCUUCGAGUGCCGGGUCUGCGGCAAGACCACCCACCAACGGGGCCAGAUGCGGGACCACAUCUGGUCACACACGAUCAGCCCCGCUGGGCAGCGUACGCGCCCGGCCUUAUCCAGCCAGUUGUGGUUCGACGGCGAUGCACCGUUCAAGUGCCCGCAGUGCCCGCAGGAGUUUGCGACGCGUGCCACGGCAUACGCCCACCUUCGAACUCACUAUGCCCCGGACUGCAAGUGCGAAUGGUGCGACUUCAUGGACCACUCCCCCCGCGCCAUCCGCCAGCAUGCCCGUACCUGCCCGCGGCGUCCGGGCGCUUCCUCCGCGGGGCCAGGGCCGACGUCUAUGGCAUCCUUGGCGUCUCCACGGGAUCGCUUCCCCGACUCACCGCCACGGCCGCCUGCGCCCACAGCCCGCCAGCCCUCACCGGAACCCCCGUCGAUCGCUCCGCCUCGCGAGCCGUCGGCGCCGCCCGCCCCCGAGUGGUGGUCCUCACACCUGGACCCCGUCAUGUGGGAUGCCGAGGACGCGCGCCGCGAACUCGACGCCCUAGCUCGCGCGGCGGGACUUCAGCCCCCCGAUGCGCCGGUGCCGGCACGCCCGAACACGACGCCCCCCUUCCCAGUGUUCGACCCGGCCGGCUCCCCGGCCACGACCUCCCGCCUCCGACCGGAGGCCUGGGCCCACGCUCUCCAGGGCUACCCCGACCCCGCCUUCGUGCACAACAUCCUCGGCAUGAUCAAGCACGGUGCGAAACUCGGCUACGACGGCCCGCUGCGCGGAUCGGACCGCCCUGUGCCGCGCAAUCACAACAUGUCCGGCGAGGCGCUCACGGCGGUACGCACUAGUGUUCGCGAAGCGUGUGCCAAAGGCUUCACGCGUCUCAAGCGCCCGGGGGAGGUCAGCGCUCAGUCUCCUGUUGGUGCUGUCCCGAAGAAGCCCUCGGGCUGGCGCAUGAUCAACGACCUCUCCUGGCCUCGGACCCAGGACCGCGUCCCGAGUUCGUCGGUAAACGAGGGCGUUCAGCUCCCCGAGCGCUGGCUGUCCUAUCAGUCCAUUGAUGGUCUGCUCGACGACCUCACCGUCGACUUCGAUGCCGACACGUGGCUUUGGAAGAUGGACCUCAAGGACGCCUACCGCCACGUUGUGGUCGACGCUGCGGACGCUGCGCUGCUUGGCUUCCACCUGGAUGGCAAGGACUAUGUUGACUGCUGCCUCAAUUUUGGGGGCAAAUCCUCCCCCUUCAUUUUCAACAUGUUCUCGGAAGCGUUGGCAUGGAUUUUGGCGUCAUUUGGCCUGCGCAACCGCCACCUCCUUGACGACUUCUUCGGCAGGUGCAAAGCAGCGCGAGGCCCGGCAAUUCUUCGGUUCCUCGAUGCCCUCUGCGGCUACCUGGGCCUCUCGGUGGCGCGUCACAAGUCCCUCACGGGACCCUGCGUGGAGAUCCUCGGUAUCAUGGUUGACGGCCCGACCGCCUCCGCGUGGCUGUCCCCCGACAAGCUCGAGAAGCUUCGCUGGAGCGUCCGCUCCGCCUUGUCUCGCGAGUCGAACGACCAGAUCUCCUUCUCCGCAGCGGAGUCGCUUGUUGGCUCCUUGACAGAUGCCACCCGCAUUGUGGCGGCAGGUCGGGCCUUCACUCGAGGCUUCUACGACUGGUUGACAGACAACAGACACAGGGGUCAUCGCGCCACCCUGCGGCUGUCCCGAGACCUGAAGUCAGACUUACGCUGGUGGAACAACCUGCUGCGCAAGUGGCCCGGCGUCCGCCUCCUCCGUCGGCCGCGAGGCUCCAUCGAGAUAUGGACGGACGCGGCUACUUCUAGUGGCCUUGGCGGACACCUGGGUCCCCCCGAGGCGGUGACGGCACGCUUCUCGGCACCUGUUCCGGACCAUCUGCGCGGGGCCAACAUCAUGGCCCUGGAGGCGGAAGCUGUCCAUGAAGCCCUCCAGCGCUGGGCCCCGGCGCACAAGGGCUUCCGUGUUGUGUGCCGUGUCGACAAUCAGGCUGUGGUGAACGCUCUCCUCACCGGCCGCAUCCGACACCGCGACACGCAGCGCGUCGUGCGCCGCAUCUUCACCCUCCUCCACGAACACCGCAUCUUCCUCCGCGUCUCCUGGAUUGCCUCCGAAGACAACGCCGUUGCUGACGCACUCUCCCGACAGGUUCUCGCACCGGUGGACAUUCGCGCCCUCCUCGGGCCCCCGCGCAAUUGGCAGGCUCUUGUCGGCGGAUCUCCCGACUUUGCCCUGUUCCUCUGGAACGGCCUCAGCCCCAGCAACCGAGCCCGCAUCGAGGGCGCGGUUCACGACUUCGCCGACUUUGCGGCAACGCGGGGCUGGACCAAACCCUACUUUCCAGCCUCCGAGCACCAGGCGGGCGAGUGGUUAGUCCACGAGGCGAAGCGUCUCCGCGCGAAGGGCCCUCUCCGUGCCACCACGCUCCGCGCACGCCUUCAGGCCCUCAAGUCGUGGCACAUCGACCUUGGCCUGGACCACUCUAGCCUGGCGUCACCCCGCCUUGCCCGCCUGAUCACGGGUGCCUGUCGCACACUCGGGGCUGCGCCCCAGCAUCGGAAGCAAGCUCUGCCCAUCACGCUCCCGCUACUCCGUCGCGUGCUGGCGGAGAUACGGCGCCGCCCCACCGACUUUGGCGGCAGGGUGGCUGCCUUAGCCUUGGACGCCGCCUUCUGCCUCGCCUUCGCCUGCUUCCUGCGUGGCGGGGAAUUCACGCGCGACACCUUCGACGCCCGCCGCCACCUCCGCCGGGGCUCGGUGAUGCUAGCCCCUGGGGCGACCGCGACCCUGCACAUACCCGCGUCCAAAACCGACCCACAUGGCGGGGGCGUUACGGUGGUUAUCCCGGAGGGCCCGCCAGACGUUUGCCCCCGGGCCAGGCUUCGACUGUGGCUCGCAGUGUCUCCCCUCCGCGGUGACAACGACCCCCUCUUCUGGCUCCCCGGCGGGCGGUUCCCCAAAUCCGCGGUCCUUGACGCCCUGAACCGCGCGCUGCGCUCCGCCGGUGUGCCGACCGACGGGUUCUCGGGCCACUCAUUUCGCCGUGGCGCCGCCACAUGGGCUGCCUCCGUGGGCACCCCGGUCGACGACAUCAUGCUGCUGGGCCGCUGGAAGUCAGCCGCCGCCCUCAAGUACAUCGACAUUACGCCCGCCGCCGUGGGCGCCUUGGGGCACCGCGUCCUCUCGGCCCCCGCCUCUCAGUCGUCGAUCCCCGCUUCGGGGGUCCCCGCCCCUGGCGACAUAUGGACCCCGCGCGUCUGA